This is a messenger RNA of Aethina tumida (small hive beetle), 988 nucleotides long. RefSeq names its product dnaJ homolog subfamily C member 9. Gene Ontology annotation, molecular function: heat shock protein binding. The record is from RefSeq and is a predicted model, not a curated record. The coding region runs from base 83 to 850 and encodes 255 amino acids. Gene Ontology annotation, cellular component: nucleus; cytoplasm. The transcript has 3 exons. NCBI's taxonomy places the organism in Eukaryota, Metazoa, Arthropoda, Insecta, Coleoptera, Nitidulidae.
GGCGGGCAAUGAAAGUUGUUUAUCGUCUUUGAAAGGUUACACAAAAGUUUCAUUGGGUCGGACUUAAAAAUUUACUGUUAUAAUGUCUACUUUUAAAGAAAAGUGUGAAGACUACUUCGGCACAACUGAUUUUUAUGAAAUAUUAAAAGUAAAUCGUGGAGCUUCAGACAAAGAAAUAAAAAAAGCAUAUCACAAAUUGUCUCUGCUCGUUCAUCCUGAUCGAGUAGGUGAGUCAGAUAAGGAAUUGGCAACUGAAAAAUUUAAAGUGCUAGGAAGGAUCCAUUCGAUACUGCAGGAUGCUGAUAAACGUAAAACGUACGAUGAUUGCGGUGAGUUUGAUGAAGAUUCAGACUUCGGCAACUGGAUGGAAUACUGGAGAGCUAUGUUUAAAAAAAUCGAUAUAAAUGAUAUUAAGAAGUAUGAGGAAGAGUACAUCGGAUCAGAGACUGAGCUUCGUGACAUAAAAAAAGCCUAUGUGGGUAGUAAGGGUGAUAUGGAUUUGAUAUUGGAACGAGUGCCAUUCAGUACUUGUGACAAUGAACCCAGAAUCAAGGAUAUUGUCAGAAAGAUGAUUGAUAAUGGUGAAGUAGAAGAGUAUGAUGGGUUCUUCAAUGAGAAGAAACAGAAGGCACUGAGAAGACGUAAGAAGUGGGAAAAAGAAAAAAAGCUAUCUGAACAAAUUGAUAUGGAAGAAUUUGAAAGGGAAAUGGAAGAAAACAUGAAGAAAAGAGCUCAAAAUUUCAGUAGUUUCAUAUCAAAUUUAGAACAGAAGUAUGCACCUCAGAAAAAACGUAAAGCGAUUACAACAGGAAAUCCUGAUAAUAAGAAAAAGGGAAGGAAAGCUCGCUGAUAAUGCAUCUUUUGUAAUCUUUUUUGAUAUUUUUUAUAAUCUAUGUGUAUAAUUAAUUGUGAUUGUAAGGUUCAGUUUAAGAUUAGUGUUAUAAUGUGUGUAAUCAUUAUUAUAAUUAAACAUAUAAUUUAUGAAAAA